UUAUUACUAUGUAAUAUAGACUUAUAUGCUAUUUACAUAAUAGCUAUAAUAAUUUAAAUGAAUGUGAUAUAAGAUUGAAAGACUUGUAACCUCUUUUACAAAUACCUCAACAAAUUAACAAGUUGCACUUGUCAUAUUUUUAUUGUAGUAAAAGAAAAAUAUGUUUAAAAAUACUACAAGAAAGCUUAACUAUGGAAUAUCUACCACGUGCUAUCAUGUUAGGCAAUUAUUAGUACAUGAUAAUUCAGCACUUAAUAAAAAUACAGGAAAGAACAGAAUGAUGAAUACAAGUACCGAUAAUGAUGAAGUUCUCAUUAAAGAGAUAAAGGAUAAGGGUAUAAUAACGCUGAAUCGACCAAAAGCUCUCAAUGCAUUAAAUCUUUCCAUGGUACAAAAAAUAUAUCCAAUUCUGAAAGAAUGGGAAUCUACCAAAAAGUUUGUUAUAAUAGAAGGUGCUGGAAAUAAAGCAUUUUGUGCAGGUGGAGAUGUUAAAGCCAUAAUUACUUCUCUAAAUAAACCAAACGGAAGUUUCUUGGGUGAAAAUUUCUUUAGAGAUGAAUACACAUUAAAUUAUUUAAUCGGCACAUAUAAAAAGCCUUACAUAGCAAUAAUACAUGGAAUAACAAUGGGAGGUGGUGCUGGCUUAUCUGUACAUGGAAAAUACAGAAUAGCAACUGAAAAUACUUUAUUUGCCAUGCCUGAAACUGCAAUAGGAUUAUUCCCAGACGUGGGAGGAAGUUACUUCCUUUCUAGAUUAAAAGGAAAAUUAGGACUUUAUUUAGGGCUCACAGGACAUAGAUUGCAAGGCAUUGAUGUACUUCAUGCUGGCAUUGCUACUCAUUUUAUUCCAUCUGCUAGACUUCAGGAUUUAAAAGAUGAUUUAUUAAAAUUGAAUUUUAAUGACAUUGAACAAGUUUUAAAUAAAUAUCAACCUAAAGAUUUAAUGAAUGAAUUCUCUUUAUCACCUUAUAUACACAAAAUUGAAAAAUGCUUUUCUUCAUCUUCUGUUGAAGAAAUAAUUAAAAGAUUAAAUAAAGAUAAUUCAGAAUGGGCAAGUCAAAUAGUACAAAUACUACUAAAAAUGUCACCGACAUCUCUGAAAGUUACAAAAAAAUGUAUAGAAGAAGGUAGUAAACUUACUUUAAGAGAAUGUUUAAGAAUGGAAUACAGGUUAAGCUGUGCCUGUUUGCACAAAAAUAGUGAUUUCUAUGAAGGUGUUACAACUUUACUUAUUACAAAAAAUAAAAAUCCAACGUGGAAUCCAAAAUCCUUAUGUGAAACUACAGAUGAAUAUAUUAAUCAACGAUUUCAAAACCUACCAGAUGAUAAAGAAUUGCAAAUUUGAUAAUACUGUAUUGUUUAUCAAUUAUAUCGUUGCAUUAAUUACAUUAUGAUGUUUAUUUUUUUAUAUAAAUAUAUAUUUUUAUACUUUACUUAAAAAUUAAUAAACAAGAA
This is a messenger RNA of Polistes canadensis, 1455 nucleotides long. RefSeq names its product 3-hydroxyisobutyryl-CoA hydrolase, mitochondrial. Lineage: Eukaryota; Metazoa; Arthropoda; Insecta; Hymenoptera; Vespidae. The record is from RefSeq and is a predicted model, not a curated record. Gene Ontology annotation, cellular component: mitochondrion. Gene Ontology annotation, molecular function: 3-hydroxyisobutyryl-CoA hydrolase activity. Gene Ontology annotation, biological process: L-valine catabolic process. The transcript has 8 exons. Bases 161 to 1345 code for a protein of 394 amino acids.